Monomorium pharaonis (pharaoh ant) is the source of this 1318-nucleotide messenger RNA. Its product is annotated as protein ANTAGONIST OF LIKE HETEROCHROMATIN PROTEIN 1-like. The transcript is spliced from 4 exons. NCBI's taxonomy places the organism in Eukaryota, Metazoa, Arthropoda, Insecta, Hymenoptera, Formicidae. Bases 788 to 1297 code for a protein of 169 amino acids. The record is from RefSeq and is a predicted model, not a curated record.
UUCGCCAUUGGCGAAUCUUUGAUUAUAUGUCUUUAAAUGCAGCUAGAAAGAACAGACCAUUUAUCUGUCCAUGGCAAAAUGUAAUACUAUAGCGCAUGCGCUAUAGCUUCUGCAUUCUGCCUUAUGGCUCCUGUAAUUUUAUGUGCUUCCACCUUUAAGGUGCCUUUUCAUGCUGACGCUCGACGCUCAUUUUUUAGCGUCAGAAAGUCACGUGACCAUGAUUGUCGCCAGCGACAACUGAAAUCCAUGAAAAAGGAUACAGCGUCGAAUUAUAAGCGACAACUUAACCUAUUAGCGAUAGUAUACACAUACAGUAUUCGGUGUUGUCAUCUUGUUCAUUAAAAUUUGACAUCGUUCUUGCUUCCAAUAUAUCACGCAUUAAAAAUUAAGUGACGAGCAUUAAUAUAGUAUAUUUAAUUUGUAUUAAUAUAAAAAUGUCGUUUACAUACAAAUAUAAUACAUGGCUAAAUAAGUGUGUGACAAUCAUUAAUAAGAAAAACAAGAAAAUAAGCGGAAAAAAAUACUCGCAGUAUUAGCAAUUCACGAAUUACAAAAAGAACAAGUUUAUCAUGGAAAGCGAUUUUGGGUUGAACCAAUAUUUAAAAAACGCCAUAUUCAUGGAUUUUAUCACGCAAUUUUUCCAGUUAUGUCAUUACAUGAAAGUCGAUUCAAGAACUAUUUUCGCAUGACAGCAACGCAAUUUGAAGAAUUAUUAUUUUUAAUUGCUCCUUAAAUUACUAAACAAACGGUGGUUCGAGAGCCAAUUUCUGCUGAAGAACGAUUAUCAAUGACAAUAAGAUUCUUAGCAUCUGGUGAUUUUAUGACAUCUAUCUCGUAUCAAUAUCUCAUUGGUUUAACAACUGUGAGUAAUAUUAUUGAUGAAACGUGUAAUGCUAUAUGGAAUAAUCUUCAAAAGCAAGUACUUCCAUCUUCUUUAACAAAAGAAGAUUGGUUAAAUAUUGAACAUGAUUUUGAAGAAUUAUGGAAUUUUAAACAUUGUGUUGGAGCAAUUGAUGGGAAACAUAUAUUGAUACAGUGUCCUAAUAAUUCGGGUUUAUCAUACUUUAAUUAUAAAAAUAACCACAGCAUUGUUUUGCUUGGAAUAUGUAAUGCAAAGUAUAUAUUUACAUUUGUGGACAUUGGAGCUUACGGUCGACGCAGUGACGGUGGCAUCUUUAAAGAUUCCUUGAUUGGACAAUCUUUUGAUAAUAAGCAAAUGAAUUUACCAGAAGCAGAACCUAUAACGUCAGAUGGACAACCUUUACCAUACGUACUCGUGGGAGAUGAAGCGUUUUAAUUAUCAAAUUACUUACUUCGA